This is a messenger RNA of Brassicogethes aeneus, 2288 nucleotides long. The record is from the annotation of a GenBank genome assembly. NCBI's taxonomy places the organism in Eukaryota, Metazoa, Arthropoda, Insecta, Coleoptera, Nitidulidae.
CUGAAUUAGGCCUCGAAACUGACCCCGAAGAAUCGUCUAUUUGACCGCUUCUGCUACGGGUUAUUCCUAUACACCCGCCCAUUCUAAAUAACUCACUUUUUCACGCAUCUCACGCACAUUUACAAACGAAAUUCCUUCGAGAUAAACAAAUGUUGACAUUUUACACCCAUCAUUCACUAAACUUCAAAAGACAAUGACAGAACGCAACGAACGCCGCCAGAUGUCGCGACCACAGUCUGACCAACGCUGCAUAACGAAAAUCCCCAAGUCAAUUUUAAAAAGUUUAAGGUUAGAUUUUUGACAGUAAAAAACGUCAAAUUAUUUUAAAACAAACAAAAAUACUCAAUACGAACAAAUUUAUGGGCAAUAAAAGAAAAUUUUCCAUAAAUAGAAUCGAGGUUAUAUGGUUUAAAGGAGAAAAAUUGCAAUAACAAAUCUACAAAUAUAACCUUGUGACUUUGAUUUUAUAAAAUAAGAAAUAAAAUAUGAUCAAAAGUUUAAGACCAACACUAUCUAGCAAUAGGUUGAUAAAUCAAUUAUUUCGUACUUUAAGUCAAAGUAACGGCUAUGAAAAUGAUAAUAGGGAUAAAAACUAUAAUAAAAACAAUAAUGGUCAAUAUUUAGUUUUAGGAACAACUGUAGCUUUUAUAGGCUACCAAAUAUAUGAUAUAACAAGAAAAAAAGUUUAUGCAGAUGCUCAAAUCGAAGUGGAUUACGAUGUUGGUAAACAUAAACAAAAUCUACCCACCUAUACUGUUGAAGAAGUCUCUCAACAUACAGAACAGUCGACAGGGAUUUGGGUGACUUAUAAGGAAGGCGUUUACGAUGUGACAAAUUUUGUGAAUGAGCACCCUGGUGGUGAACAAAUUUUAAUAGCUGCUGGCAGUUCGGUGGAGCCGUUUUGGAUGUUGUAUGCGGUACAUAAAAAUCCUCAUGUGUAUGAGUUACUGGAGUCCUUUAGGAUUGGGAAUUUAUCCAAUGUUGAUGCAGUUAGUUUGACUCAGGAUAUGUCGGAUCCUUAUGGUAGAGAUCCAAAGCGUCAUAACGCUUUAAUACCAGCCAGUAAAAAACCUUUCAAUGCUGAAACUUUGCCCUCUUUAUUGGUUGAGAAUUUUAUAACACCAAAUGAGUUGUUUUAUGUUCGCAAUCAUUUACCAGUUCCAAAUAUUAAUCCUGAAACAUACGAGUUGGAAAUUGAGAUUGAGGGAAGAAAAAAGUCAAAGGUUUUUACUUUGGAGGAUUUGAAAAAAAUGCCGUGUAGAACUAUUACCACGACAAUUAUGUGUGCAGGGAAUAGGAGAAGUGAAAUGACUAAGAUUAAACCUGUUAAAGGACUUAACUGGGGGGCUGCUGCCAUUGGUACAGCAAAAUUUAAGGGAGUUCCCUUAAGAGAAGUACUAAAACUUGCUGGACUAAGUGAAGAAGAUGAAGAAAAUUUCAAACAUGUUCAGUUUGAAGGUGAUGACGUAGACGUGACAGGCAAAAUGUACGGCGCAUCCAUACCGAUAUGGAAGGCAGUGGAUAAAAGAGGUGACGUCAUAUUAGCCUACGAAAUGAAUGGAGUACCCAUACCAAGAGACCAUGGUUUUCCCAUCAGAGUUAUAGUUCCUGGCAUAGUAGGCGCCAGAAACGUCAAAUGGCUGACCAAGGUGGUUAUUUCGAAGAAGGAAAGCGAUUCUCAUUGGCAACAAAACGAUUAUAAGGGAUUUUCUCCCUCUACCGAUUGGGAUACCGUAGAUUUUAAGAAAUCGCCUGCCAUUCAGGAAUUGCCGGUGAUAUCUGCUAUAGGAAAACCGCUAGAUGGCGAUACUGUUAAGGUUGAAGAUGGACAUAUUCUUGUUAAAGGUUAUGCGUGGUCAGGAGGCGGUCAAAAAAUCGUAAGGGUGGAUCUGACCAGUGACGGCGGUAAAACUUGGCACGUGGCGAAUUUGGACCACCAAGACCCGGCCGAACCGCCACGCCACUGGACUUGGACCUUGUGGUCGGCAAAAAUUCCCGUCGACAAAAACACAAAAAACAUGGAAAUUUGGGCGAAAGCAGUGGACUCAAACUACAAUACUCAACCGGAAGGCUUCGAAAACAUUUGGAAUCUUAGGGGCGUGCUAAGCAACGCAUAUCACCGAAUUAAUAUCAAAUUAGAACAUUAAUUUUAAUAUUAUUAACAUAAUGAGUAAGCCUAUGAACUCGUUAAUUUUAUAUAUUCGACCUUUGUUCUGUUAUAUUAAUAAAUCGAAUUAUUUUAUGUACGAAAGUGGUUUUGCUUUAAUGUAGCCUUUUUGGUACAUGGC